Messenger RNA from Meloidogyne enterolobii, 189 nucleotides. Lineage: Eukaryota; Metazoa; Nematoda; Chromadorea; Rhabditida; Meloidogynidae. The record is from the annotation of a GenBank genome assembly.
AUGGAAUUAUUUUGCGUGGUUCUUCAACUGUUGUAUGAACAUGCUUGCCAUGCAUUACACAGAACAUUAGCUCAAGCAUUUCGUUAUGCAAUUGUUUGGGGGACUUCCACUAAAUUUUCUCCACAAAGAGUUGGAAUACAACAUAAAUUGCACCAUGAAGAUGUUAUACAAAUUGUUAAAAAGAAUUGA